AUGACAACAAUCUCAAGCACUGAACCGAUCAUGACCAUACCAAUCACAACAACAACUGUAUCUUCAUCAGUGACACAUGAUAAGGGUAUUUGUGCAACUGCAACAUGGGCUCAAAAUGGUCAAACUGUAGCUGGUGGUAAUGGUAGCGGAUCAGAAUUAAAUCAGUUCGAUAGACCAUUUGGAUUAUUUGUUGAUGAGAAUCAAACUAUUUAUGUGGCAGAUCGCUCUAACGAGCGUAUCAUGAAAUGGAAACGUGG
Rotaria sordida is the source of this 257-nucleotide messenger RNA. NCBI's taxonomy places the organism in Eukaryota, Metazoa, Rotifera, Eurotatoria, Philodinida, Philodinidae. The record is from the annotation of a GenBank genome assembly.